Messenger RNA from Hevea brasiliensis (rubber tree), 3739 nucleotides. Its product is annotated as protein FAR-RED IMPAIRED RESPONSE 1. Lineage: Eukaryota; Viridiplantae; Streptophyta; Magnoliopsida; Malpighiales; Euphorbiaceae. Bases 331 to 2856 code for a protein of 841 amino acids. Gene Ontology annotation, molecular function: zinc ion binding. Gene Ontology annotation, biological process: regulation of DNA-templated transcription. The record is from RefSeq and is a predicted model, not a curated record. The transcript has 8 exons.
UUUCCUUUCUCUUCCUUCCCUGUCACUCUACUCAAAACAAACAACGCCUUAAUUAUCCAAACAAGUUACUUCUCUCUCUAAACUGACAGGUCUUCUCGCCUUCGCUUUCUCGCUCUAGGGUUUCAAGAGAUGACAAUUGAAGCUUGCACAACGCAAUAGAAAAAAUGUUUUGAUCGCGUUAGUCUUAAUUUCUCUGCUGCAGAAAGAAUCAACCUCUCUCUGUUACUUUGCAGGGAUUCUGUUUCGUCCCUUCGGCUAGAAUUUUUCUUCGAUUGCACGGAUUCACCAUAAACUCUUUGCGCGAAGAAUGGACUAUAUUCAUGGAAGUAGAUGAUAAUAAUGACAGGCAGGCAUCAGAAUGCAGUUCAUGAUAUGGUCAGUCUUCAAGAAAAUGCGCCUGUUGGUGAUGUAGGGGGUGAAAAUAUGGUUGACGUUGUGGAUGAGGCACAAAAUGGAGAUUGUGGGGUUGUUGAUUUCCCUAAAAGGGCUUUUGCAUUGUUUGAAGAGGCCACGGAAUUGGAGCCAUGCAGUGGCGUGGAAUUUGAAUCACAUGAGGUAGCAUACUCAUUUUAUCAAGAAUAUGCCAAAUCAAUGGGGUUCACCACUUCAAUAAAAAAUAGUAGACGUUCAAAGAAAUCAAAAGAAUUUAUAGAUGCCAAAUUUGCAUGUUCCAGAUAUGGAAUUACACCAGAAUCUGAUGGUAGCAAUAGUCGACGAUCAAGUGUGAAAAAGACAGAUUGCAAAGCAAGUAUGCAUGUGAAGAGAAGACCAGAUGGCAAGUGGAUAAUUCAUGAAUUUGUUAAGGAGCAUAACCACGAGCUUUUACCAGCCCUAGCAUAUCAUUUUCGGAUUCAUCGGAAUGUGAAAUUAGCUGAAAAGAAUAAUAUUGACAUAUUGCAUGCUGUCAGUGAACGAACAAGAAAGGUUUAUGUUGAGAUGUUGAGACAGUCUGGUGGGUGUAAAAGUGUUUCACUUGUUCAAAGUGACAAUAAUACUCAGUUUGAGAAAGGUGGCCACUUGGCUCUUGAUGAGGGAGAUGCCCAAGCAUUACUUGAAUAUUUCAAGCGAAUCAAGAAGGAGAAUCCAAACUUCUUCUAUGCUAUGGAUUUGAAUGAAGAGCAGCGUCUAAGAAAUUUGUUCUGGGUUGAUGCAAAAAGUAGGAAUGAUUACAUCAGCUUUAAUGAUGUUGUUUCUUUCGAUACCUUCUAUGUAAAAUACCAUGACAAAUUGCCAUUUGCUCCUUUUGUUGGGGUAAAUCAUCACUGUCAGUUGAUUUUGCUUGGAUGUGCAUUUGUUGCGGAUGACUCUAGGUCGACAUUUGUUUGGUUAUUGAAAACAUGGCUUAGAGCAAUGGGUGGGAAAGCCCCUAAAGUUAUAAUCACUGAUCUGGACAAAACCUUAAAGGUAGCAAUUGAAGAAGUCUUCCCAAAUACCCGUCAUUGUUUUUCUAUUUGGCAUAUAUUGGAAAAGAUGCCAGAAACUCUUUCUCAUGUAAUCAAACGGCAUGAUGAUUUUAUGCUAGAAUUCCACAAGUGUGUUUUUAAAUCAUGGACAGAUGAAGAGUUUGAUAUGAGGUGGUGGACGAUGGUCACUCAAUUUGAACUCCAAGAUGAUGCAUGGAUUCAGUCAUUAUAUGAUGAUCGGAAAAAGUGGGUGCCUACAUACAUGGGGGAUACUUUUCUAGCUGGAAUUGCUGCGAAUCAACGUUCUGAAAGUGUGAACUCUUUCUUUGAUAAGUAUAUUCAUAGGAAAAUCACACUUAAAGAAUUUAUGAAACAAUAUGGAUUAAUUUUACAAAAUAGAUAUGAAGAGGAGGCCAUAGCAGAUUUUGAUACUUCUCACAAACAGCCUGCCUUAAAAUCUCCUUCUCCUUGGGAGAAGCAAAUGUCAAUGGUUUACACGCAUGCAAUAUUCAAGAAAUUUCAAGUUGAGGUGUUAGGUGUAGUUGGUUGCCAUCCCAAAAAGGAAAAUGAAGAUGGAACAAAUGUGACAUUUAGAGUUCAAGACUGUGAAAAGAAUGAGUAUUUCCUGGUGACAUGGGACCAAAGUAAGUCAGCAGUGUCUUGUUUAUGCCGAUUGUUUGAAUACAAAGGAUUUCUUUGUAGGCAUGCAUUGAUUGUUCUCCAAAUCUGUGGUCUUUCAAGCAUCCCAAAUCAUUAUAUUUUGAAGAGGUGGACAAAAGAUGCUAAGAGCAGGCAACAGCUGUUUGAAGGAAAAGCACGAAUAGAAACAAGGGUGCAACGUUAUAAUGAUUUAUGCAAACUAGCCAUUGAAAUGAGUGAAGAAGGAUCAUUAUGUGAACAGAGCUACAAUAUUGCUUUCCGUACACUUGUAGAAACACUGAAGAAUUGUGUGAAUGUGAAUAACAGAAACAACAGUGCUGUGGAAUCUGGUGGCCAAUCCUUUACCAAUUGUGAAGCAGAAGAUGAAAACCAAGUAAAUCCUUCUAAGUCUAGUAAGAAGAAAAAUCCAAUCAGGAAAAGGAAGGUACAAGCAGAUCCAGAGAUUAUGCUUGUGGAAGCACAAGAAAGCUUGCAGCAGAUGGAAAAUCUAGGCUCAGAUACCCUUAAUGGUUAUUAUGGUGCACAGCAGAAUGUGCAAGGACUGGUACAAUUGAAUUUAAUGGAACCUCCUCAUGACGGUUACUAUGUCAAUCAACCAACCAUGCAAGGCCUGGGUCAAUUGAAUUCAAUAGCACCAGGCCAUGAUGGUUUUUAUGGGACACAGCAAAGCUUGAAUGGGAUGGGGCAAUUUGAUUUUCGACCUCCAACUAGUUUCAGUUAUAGCUUGCAGGAAGACUCUCAUUUGAGAUCUUCACAUUUGCAUGGAAGUGCUCCAAGACAUGCACAAGGAUGAAACAUUUUUCCUUCCUUAGGUACCUGCUUCUUACCUGGAGUAAUAUGUUUUACUUAAAAAACUAACUUCAGCAAAUGGUAGCAGCUAUUCUUUUUAUGAGCAGAAAAUAAUUGAUACUUUUGCAAAGCCAAAAAUUACUCCCCAUUCUAGUAGAAUUCAUCCAGUAAUUCCUUUCUGGGAAUUCAGGAUUGGUUUCAUUAACCUCUCACCCAAUUCAACAAUCUUUAAUUUGUGAUACACUAUGGUAGCUAUGGCAGCGAUAUUGUAUGGGCUGCUCAAGUACAAUGGAUCUCCUUUGUGGAUCUUCUACAGUAGCGAAGCUGCCUAAACGAUUGGAAAUAUAGAGCGCCAUUUUGUUGGAUGAAUAGGUUCCCUUUACACUUGAGAUUGAGAUGCUAACAACACAUUGUUAAAGUAGCAGUCCAAGUAUGAGCUUUUUGUUGUUCAUAACAUAUGGUAAUGUUACCGCAAUGAUCUAGAAUGCUGUAGGGAUCCUUGUAUUGAUUGUUUAAUGCUGAUCUGGUCAUUUGUUGUAAACAUCCUCUUAGUAAAUUCUUGAUUCUUGUCAACAGUGCCAACUCUAUUCUUUAAUUUCAACCAAGGUGGUUUGGUGUCCUCUUAUAUUGAUGAGACUGCUAAAGCUUGCAAGUCCAGCUCUCAUGGAGAAGCAACCGAAGUCUCAUUGAUAUUCUAUUAACGACUUCUAGGCCACCUUGCAGCUGGCUACAAUAGAGAGGGACCCUCUGCUGACCAUUAGAGUAGAGAGGGAUGGGGAUAAAAUUUUUUGAACUGAAUCGUUGACAUUGAUUAGCCAUUUGCAAGUGAAUUGUUUCUGUUAGUAUAUUGAUUUAAUUAAUCGAUUGUUCUGUCUGUGUUUUUUUAA